Molecule: messenger RNA, 762 nt
Organism: Penaeus vannamei (Pacific white shrimp)
Lineage: Eukaryota; Metazoa; Arthropoda; Malacostraca; Decapoda; Penaeidae
Source: RefSeq, a predicted model, not a curated record
GUUUGUGGAUAUGGUUGACAGGCGCAGGCGUGGUAGGGCCGCAGGUGGAUCCCCAGGAAGCAGUGGACCAGUUGUUUGGUGCUGGAAGAGCACGUGUGGUGGAUGCUGUUACAUCCACCAGAGUGACAGAGCGGGAAGUCAUCCUUGUAAAUGGUGUCCCAGUGCAGCUUGUUGGAGAAGAUGGCGAUGCCCUUAAGGCGGCACUUCUGGCUGGCCGUCUCCCUGAUCAGGCUUUGGUUAACCGUGUGUUAGCCUCUGUUUUGGGUGCCGAGCUUAGAGGGGUAACCAAAGUAGAGAGUAACCUCACCAUGACAUCGAGAGUCACUACCAAAGACACUUUAACUGUUCAUCAAAAUGGUCGAGUUGUAGACGAACGCUCCUCUGAGAGCCACCUGGACACGCGACUGCAGGGCCAGUGUGCCGAUACCCUUCACCCCAUUGCAGCCUCAUCAAUGUUCUGCUCUCCAUCAAGCACAAAUUUUGCAUAUUCAUCCACGCCGUCUUCCGUCAGCUCCUCACCUUCGCCUCAUGCACCUUCAAGAAAUAACAGUAAAUCUCCUUCUCCACUUAGUGGCAUUGCAACACCUGUUAGUAACUCGCCGUUAGCUGCUAGGGCUAACCGGAGCUCCCCCAGCAGAGGAAAAAAUAAGCGCUCUUCAAGUAUAGGUACUGACCUUGUGGAAGCACUGUCAAGGACAGAUCUUUCUGGCCAAUCCAGUCCAAAGAAUGGAGAAUACGUCAGACUUCAUCAAGUUCAUAAGG